AUGCAGACGCGAAGGGACCCGACAAUAAAACUUGUUCUUUUAGGUAAUGGAUCCACAGGCAAGUCAAGUCUCAUCGCACGAUUCGUGAACGACGGAUUUGCUCGCUUGUACAAACAGACUGUCGGACUCGACUUUUUCGAAAAAGUGCUGCAACUUCCGCGUGAUCAGCGAAUUCUGCUCCAGGUGUGGGAUAUUGGCGGUCAGACAACUAACAGUAAGAUGCUGAAUAAGUAUCUCUUUGAUGCGCAUGUGGUCUUGCUGUGCUAUGAUGUCACGGAUGCACAGUCUUUUAGUGACGUUGAAGACUGGUUGAGAGUAGCACGCAAAAAUGGUGACAGGAUAGCAAAGUUAUACCUUGUAGGCAACAAGACAGACCUCGUUGCUCACCGUGUCAUAUCGAGCGAGAAGCACGAGGCUUUUAUCCGACAGCAUGAACUGCUGGAUGGAUUUUUAGUGUCGGCUAAAAGUGGUGACAAUGUUUUGAAAACUGUGUACCGCAUUUCUGCAGCUGCUGCCAACAUUCAUGUGUCGGAGUUCGAGCUUUCGUUUUGCGAUAAGGUAGUGCGCGCAGUCAUUCCUCAAACAAGCAACGAAUCUCAGCCGGAUCUAGAGGCUCGAACUGCAAUGGCAGAUGCUAUUGAGGCCGAAGAUCAAGCCUUUGAAGCACUCAAUAGUAGCUAA
Plasmopara halstedii is the source of this 681-nucleotide messenger RNA. Its product is annotated as ras-related protein rab-28-like isoform x1. The transcript has 2 exons. Gene Ontology annotation, cellular component: endosome; Golgi apparatus. Gene Ontology annotation, molecular function: GTP binding; GTPase activity. NCBI's taxonomy places the organism in Eukaryota, Oomycota, Peronosporomycetes, Peronosporales, Peronosporaceae. The record is from RefSeq and is a predicted model, not a curated record. Bases 1 to 681 code for a protein of 226 amino acids.